Penicillium macrosclerotiorum is the source of this 462-nucleotide messenger RNA. RefSeq lists its product as uncharacterized. The coding region runs from base 1 to 462 and encodes 153 amino acids. The transcript has 2 exons. Lineage: Eukaryota; Fungi; Ascomycota; Eurotiomycetes; Eurotiales; Aspergillaceae. The record is from RefSeq and is a predicted model, not a curated record.
AUGAAACUCACUAUCAUUUCCAUUCUCCUGGCUGCUACCUCUGCUUCUGCCGCGCCGGCCAUGACGAAGCGCAGCAAUAGCCUCCAGAUCACCGACCUGGAGGCGCGCGCAGCUGGCGGAAACAGUGCAACCCUGUCAUUUGUUCUUACUGAUCCAGUCUACCCGGGUGAUACACCCACUGACUGUAAUAUGCACUGGACCUACGGCUCGAGCCCCAACCAGAGUGCCCGUUGCAACAAUGGCGAGUACUAUAUCAAGUUUCCUCAAGGCGUGGAUGAUUUCAACCGCUUUACCCUGGAGCUCAUUCGGGUCAAUGGUUCGAUUCCUGAGGAUGGGCAGGCGCUGCUGGAUUCCAACUUGAGUGGCGACGCUCCAGGAACUAAGUGGAUUUGCGUUAGCGAUCCCGAGCCGAAUGUCCAGUUGGACUGCCACUAUAAUGGGACGCUUGAGAUUGGGGUUUGA